Porites lobata is the source of this 38595-nucleotide messenger RNA. The record is from the annotation of a GenBank genome assembly. Lineage: Eukaryota; Metazoa; Cnidaria; Anthozoa; Scleractinia; Poritidae.
AUGUCGCUGUUCAAAGCGAGAGAUUGGUGGGCAACUUACGCUGGUAGCGACGAGGAAUUUGAUUUGGGUUGCUUGUGUGUGGCAAAUAUUGAUAAUAAUGCUUCAGAAUUUGGUAAGUUUGCGAAGGAUCUAUUCACUGCAAGCAUCUCCAAGUGUCCGGUGAUUUUAUGGGUUUCCAUCGCAAGAACUGGAAGUCGCGAACUACAAAAAAUCGAAUGGAGCUUUUCUUUUUCAUCGUUUAAGACUCAGAGGAACUUCAUGUGUUAGCGAUUGCCAUGCUUAAUUAUAUAAAUUUUUCGUUUAACGAAACAUUUUCGGUUAGUUUUCCAGGACUUAGUACCAUUAUUGCGAAUAACGUGACUUCAGGAUUGACAUUAUUAUCUAAAAUUUCAAGUCGAGGUCUAGUCUUGUUGCUAACGAGCUCUCUUUGUUAUUGUUUAUGAUAUCUAUGGCCAAAACUGUUAAUAUGUUUUGAAGUGUUAUAGAAAAAAAAUUAUUCGUCUUGUUAAGCUUUUUCUCGGAUUUGCUAGGGAAAAAUCUUGACUUAUUUCUUGACUUGCAGUUGCGAACUGAAAAAUUUUUAGCAAUAGAUAAAAAUGAUAUUCAAGUUAGACAACUGAAUUCUUAUUUAUUUUUUUUUGUUGCAGAUAAAAUUAUAGUAGGAAGCUAUCAUGGAAUACUUCGAAUUUAUUGCCCAAAGCCCCCAAAUUUUAAGCCUGAUGACCUUAUGCUAGAGGUCCAACUUCAGCAACCCAUAUUGCAAGUGGAAGCUGGGAGAUUUGUUUCGUAAGUAGUUAAUUGUUUUUUGUGACUGUAAAGCCUGGUGUCCAUAUGAUCAUCCAGAUUACCUUAGUCAUUUCAAAAAAUGUUCGGGCGAUUGGGACGAUGAUAUGGAAACAUUUCUCAGAUGAUCGCGAAAGACCCAGAUGACUGAGACUACCUCGAUCGUUUGGAUAGAAUUGAGUUCUACCUGGAAAAUUGGGAUGAUCGUGUAAAUUUGAGGUGAUCAUAAUAGAAACAUUCUCAGAUGACUGAGGUGAUACGAAUAUUGUAAAAUGCUAUCCCAGAAAUCUUCACUCUUAUCCCAGUAAUCAGGGAGAAAUAUUAGGCCUGGACACCACUGAAGCCAAACAUUGUUUAUAAACAAUCACAUGAACUUCGUCAUGUUUUUGCCCGGCUACUCUGACAGGCUAUUCCCUUGUUGCUUGAGUAAAAGAUGGACCUACUUCUGCAAUAAAGCUAACUACAUGUACUAAUCAUUCUGGCAUUCUGUCUGCUUUCAGAGGAAUUGAUCAACUUCAUUUAGCUGUUCUUCAUCCAAAGAAGCUUGCUGUUUACAGUGUUUCAGGUAAGUUGGAAAAAAUCAGACGAGUAAGGAGUGAAGUUCAAGAUCUUCCUUCUUUAAUAGCUAGUUUAUCAAGUUUAUGAAUAACAUCUUUUUAUGUGUCUUCAUUUCCUGUGAACUCGAAUUAAUUGAUGGCUGGUCACCAGGUUGAAAUUGAUAUUAUCGUGUGGACAUGUUUCUUUUAGAGAGGUUAAGCAUCAAGUUCACGGCAAAUGGCAAACGCCAAUUUAUACCACGUGAACAAGUUUCCCCAUUACUUGUCUAUGGGGCGCCGUUUGUAAAAAAAAUGAUUUAGCAUAAUUUUGUCAUUUUUUUCGUUAUUUAUUAAAUAAAGUUUUCUGAUAUGAUAUCAUACGUCAAUGAUUUGAUAUAAUAAAUGUUGAUUUCAAAUCAUGCGUUUAUGAUUUGAUAUAAUAAAUUAUUAUUUCAAAUCAUGCGUUUAUGAUUUGAUAUAAUAAAUUCUGAUUUCAAAUCAUACCUUUAUGAUUUGAUAUAAUAAAUUAUUUUUUCAAAUCAUACCUUUAUGAUUUGAUAUAAUAAAUAUUGAUUUCAAAUCAUAAGUUUAUGAUUUGAUAUAAUAAAUCCUGAUUUCAAAUCAUAAGUUUAUGAUUUGAUAUAAUAAAUUCUGAUUUCAAAUCAUUCGUUUAUGAUUUGAUAUAGUAAAUCCUGAUUUCAAAUCAUAAGUUUAUGAUUUCAUACAAUAAGUUCUGAUUUUAAAUCAUAAGUUUAUGAUUUGAUAUAAUAAAUCCUGAUUUCAAAUCAUAAGUAUAUGAUUUCAUAUAAUGAAAAUCAUUAUUUGAUAUCAGUAAAACCAUGAUUUAACUUAAUAAGUAAUAAGUAACCGCGUGACUUGGCACGUGGGUUAUUAGCGCGGGAAUAAUCGCAAAGAUGGCGACACAACCGGAUGAGCUAUCGAGGUCAAUCGCUUCUGCGGUCUCUAGAGCCGUAGAAAGGGCGGUUGACGAAGCUUUGGCAUCUCUUCCGAGCCUUCCUGGCAAUUCAGGUUUUGCUCCUGCGACACAAGAGGUAUGUAACAUUGAUGUAUCACUGCUAAAGCAUCCCAGUCGCUGCCGGGGUGAUGACCUGUGUGUCGAUGUGAUUAACAAAAACAUCAUUAUUGAUGUCUUCCAAGCGCCUCAUCUAUUUCUUACAUGUUGCACUGCAUCAUUAGUUAAGGGGAUUGCAUGUUAAGCGGAAAGCUAUGACUAUAUUUACGAGGGAAAGAGGACUUUUGGACCUUUCGCUUGUCUGGCGCAUUGCGUGACACAUGCGGCUCAUGGUUAAUACUAUGUUAGUUAAAUUAGAUGUGUUUGCUUCCUUUUUUUAUGUCCUUUUGGUAGCCAUACUAAAAUAACAUACAGUGCAUGAUUGUUUUUAUUUCACAAAGUAAGGCGAGAAACUGAUUUACCUGUCCGACUGGUGGAAAAAUUUACAUGGUAGAAAAAUUAAUUGAAUGAAUUUGAUAAUUCAUCUGUCAUUCAGCAAGAAGAAGCAGUAAGAACCUCGCAAGAUGUGGAAAAUGACGUGGACCAAAUGCCAAGGUAAGUGUGUAUUUCAAAUUUAAUGUUAGUGUUCCUUGAUCCUAAUAAGCCUUUCUUGUAUGUCUCUAAACUUGAAUGUAGUCUAACAUUCUCUAAAAAAACAGUUGCUUCAAUCAAAGGCCCUUUGUACAAGCAGGUAGGGUAAUCAUAGUUCUAGGAUUUCCCCCGCAAGAGGGUAAAAGAUAGCCCGCGUUUACAAGCAAUCUUUCAGAUAUCUGGCUCGUUACGCUUCAGUUAACCUGGUAAAUAAAACACGCAAUCCGUAAUGAUUUUAUUGCCAGAACUUAUUUUCACCUAAAUUACGUAGUUUUGGUUCCACUCAAAUCAUUUCAUUUUCUAAGCUCACUUAGAAUUCCAGACACACAACCUAGUUAUUUUGUUUUAGUUUUGCAUGAAUUUGACGGCAAAACUAUAAACACUUCCCCGACAAAAUUAUUGCGAAAAUUUUGUCCCAAAUUAAAAACCUGUUAUUUGAAUUUUUUUCUAUCCAAAGCAAAACUAAAACAAACUGUUCACUUAUACGAUGUUUCUAAAGUCACAAUUCCUUUGUUUUACCGGUAUUUCUAGCGCUCACCUAAGGCUACCCUAGCGCAAGGGUAACCCUACCUACCUUGUAAACACGUCUGUCACAAAAAAGAAGCGUGGGAGUGCUAGGGUAACCCUCUUGCUAGGGUAACCCUAGCACUAGGGUUAGCCCUACCUCUUGUGAACAGGGCCUAAGGGAGGGACCCUUAAAAAUCGUUGACUAGCACAUGAACUGUUCGCCUUGCAAGUUGUAAAAAAAUCGACAUUUCUUUGGUGUCAGAUCUCCUUUCUUGCCCUUCCCUUUCCCACCCCACCCUCGUCAUAUGUAUCCUGUACCCGUCUUAGGCCAGAAAUGGUCGGCCGAGGAGUACUUGAGGUAUACAUCAAUGGGGGUUCUACUGACAUUACGUUAACUUCUUGCAGAUCCAAAGGGAGGCCAAGAACAGCCAUCGGCAAAGAGCAGUUGGAAGCAUUCUUAAAAUUAAAAAUUCCUCUAUCAGACAUUGCCAGUGCUUUACAUGUCUCUAGACCUACCGUAUAUAAAGCUAUCCGCGAUUACAACAUUAACUACAAGCGGUUUUCAGAUGCCAGUGAGGCUGAGAUUCGUCAAGCAGUCGAAGUCAUUUCGAGAAGCCAUCCGAAUGCUGGAGAAUCGAUGGUUAUGGGUCAUCUGAGGGCUCGCGGUUUCCACGUUCAAAGAUCAAGAGUUAGGAGUGCUAUACACCACAACAACCCAAACGGUCCCAUGUCACGUUUUCAUCCUCCUAUAAGAAGACGCGUUUACUCGGUGCCAUGCCCGAAUUAUGUGUGGCACAUCGACGGAAACCACAAGCUGGUACGAUGGCGAAUGGUGUUGCAUCAUGCCGUUGACGGAUAUAGCCGGCUCGUAGUUUUUGGUGCCUGCUCCACGAACAACAGAGCAAGCACUGUGCUUCAAUUGUAUCAUCAGGCUGUGCGAAAGUAUGGACGUCCCUUUCGUGUGAGAACGGACCACGGCGGAGAAAAUGUGGACGUAUGGCGUGAUAUGAUUCAAGCCUGGGGAGAAGAGGCAAGGUCUGUGAUAGUAGGAAGCUCGGUUCACAACCAGCGCGUUGAACGCCACAACCGAGCUGCCAAUGAGCAAGAAUUGUCUGUUUUUAGAGAAGAGUUCUAUCAACUAGAAAGUGAGGGGCUUCUCGAUCCGCUUAAUGAAACGGACCUUUUUUGUUUGCAUUACGUAUAUCUUCCAAGGAUAAACAGGAGUAUCAGCGAAUUCAUCGCAGCACAUAACAACCACGCCGUUUCCACAGAAAACAAUCAAACUCCUGCUCAGAUGUUUUAUCUUAACCUACCCCUCACCGCGUUCCAUGGGGGAUUUCCCGAGGACAUCACAUGGCGAGGAGUCAGUGUUAAUGAUUUGAUGUCCCCAGAUUUACCUCAUGUCCAAGUUCCCGAGACACGAAAUCCUUUAACUGAGGCGGAUACAGUGGUUCUGCGGAAUACUAUAGAUCCACUGUCCACCAUUAAUGGGAAAGAAUUGUACAUUCAAACACUGCGUUUCGUCGGGAUACGCCUACAACAGAAUUGAGCUGUGUCCUAGCGUAACGCCUUUAAAGACACCGUUGGUGAUUCAUACCUUGUUUAUGCGCCAUGUAUAAGUAAAGAAGUGACACGGGAGUUUUGUUGUAGUUCAUAAGUUAUCUAUUAAGUAGACGUUUGGAACUUUUGCUACUGACGAGUCCAGCACUGAUUUAAACUUUAAUUCAAAUUUAUUAUAUACCUUGUGACCAUUAAUAUGCGUCUACGUGGAUUUUCUGGAUGUUCUGUUAUUAGAGAACUGGAACCUAACAUUUUCAAAUAAGGAUAUUGCCUUGUGAACGUUACAGUUAUUAUAAGUAAAGCUAUGCAAAUCGCGGACAUUAUUCCGUCGCUUAGCCGUAUUCCAGCUUAUCACGUGACAAUCCUCAAAACAUUUUGGAGAGGAACGUCAAGAAUUUAACAACUAAAUAGCGGCUACAAAGGAGACUAUUUGUGUGGCGAAUUUUACUUGAACGAAAAAUAGUAUCACUGGCAAUGUGUAGUACUUGUAACUAUCAUCGCUAUUUUUCAUGUACUCCGUAUAACAUUGUGCAAUUAUUGUCUCUUCAAAUUACUUGCUCUGAGUGACAAAUUCAUUGUCAAAAGAGUAUAAAUACUGAACUGGAACAAAGAUUAAAUAUUGCAAUAUGUAUCAACGGGUUUAAUAACCUUUUAAACAUCAAAUUUUAGACUUAGUAAUCUAUCAUUAAUUUUGACCUUGAAUAUCAGGACUCAUGUAAAACUGAAUCCUUUUGAUCCAAACUUUAAAGCUAUGUCCAUGUUUUUUCUAAAUUCAUCGUAAGUUGAGUGCUCUGUUGGAAGUACAAUAGUUCUGAAACAAGUUUCAGCUAGGGGCAAUGUGCUUGACCCAGCAUCAAAUUUAACUAGUACUGAAUCAUUUCCAGUUGGGAGUGUACUUGCACCAGUCCAAAAGUUUACCAGAUCCACCAUCUGAGGUCCACCUUGAAGAAAAGUAAGAAGGAAAGUUCAUUUGUUAAGGAUUUCUUAUUUUCAGUUUGAAGUUUGAGAUGGGCUAAGGGGGAAUGGAUUGGGUUUGGCAUAAAUGUAAUUUAAUACAGCCGGGUUUUUGUAUAUUUCAUUUUAAAAACCAACUGAAACAUAUAAUAACUGAAAAACUACGAAACGUAAUAAAUUUUAAAAUUGGAUUCAUUACUGUACUAAGCAAUAAAUUUUGGCAAUGGUACUUAGUUAUAGCAAAUUAAAGAAAAGCAAGUAUUUGUGUCUCAGGAUAACGUUGAGAUGCGUGUAGGAAAAGUACAUUAUCUGAUAGAUUGUUUUGAUAUCUAUCUAACCUUUCACUCCUGCUUCCAGUUCAUCAAUAUAGAAUUCAUAAAACCGUGCAGUUCUUUCAUUCUGCUCACUGUCCCUUCUGUCUUCAAAGGUCAUCAACUCUUUAACUUCUUCUGCAAGGAUGACCUUAUCUGACUCACAGGGGAAUACAACCUUCAUAAGGGAUGGGCUUCUUCUCAAGAAGCUAAUAAGUGAAACUUCCUCCAUGCCUAGGAGAUAACAAUAAUUUACUAAAUCUCAAACCUUAAAAUUUUACCAAACUAUCAUUAGUAGACACCCAGCAUCUUCUACUGGAAAUAUGUGCAUCUGAUUGGUUCACCCAUUAUUGUGUAUUCUCCGACAGAACAUAAUUGCACACACUAUUCCUGGUUCUUGACCUAAAAAUACAUCCGUCCGAUUUUUCAAAAACAUUUAAACCCCUCCAUUAUUUUACCUUGUGUGUUUUUUAAGGGGUGGGGAGGCUUUCCUAAUGGCGGCAGCUUGUAGAGCUUACCUAGCAUGAAAUGUAGAGAACUUCUUGCUGUUAUCUAUUUUUCAAUAUUUUUAUUUCUCAUCCUGGUUUUCUGUGAGCGAUAAUUAACUUGGCGCACCUUGUUGACUGUUCAUUGUAUCAGUGUCAUUUACCUGACUCUAAUGAUUCCACCUUCUGUUCAAAACCAUGAAAAAUAAUCGUAAUUAAAGACAACUUAUUACCUUGUGCUAAAUCAUCCAGUUCUAAAUGUCUUUUAUCUAUGACAUGGAAAACCAUUAAUCCAUCCAAAAGGAAUUUUCGGUUACCAUACAAGUUGUCUGGAUCUAAGCCUGCCUCAAAUAGGUAUGGUUCUAUAGAGAAUCGUGCUUCUGGGGUUGGGUUCUGAUCCUUGGGCAGGGAAUCCAGCUAUAAAAAUAAAUUUUACAAAGUAAAAUAAAAAACAUCUUUGUCAACAUCUUUCUAAAGGAGCCUUUAUAUUUGGCUGGUUAAUGCGUUAAAUCACGGUUAAUUAAUGUUAAUAAUAGUAAUAAUAAUUAUGGUAACAUUAAUAUUGGUAAUAACAGCUUUAAAUAAGGAAUUUAUCAGAAGUUGGCUAUGCAGUAAAGCACCCAACUUGAGAAUAAAUAAUUUAUGGAAAAAUAAUUUGCAUAACCAUAAAAAUUAUAAUGUGACUGACAUGUCUACUUAGGGUGUUUUUAGCGAUGUUUUAGUACUGUUUUUGUUUAUGUUAGAUUCUACAGGAGGUUACGUUAUCUAUGAUUCAUAAAACCAAUUGGACCUCUGCCCCUCUCCUCCACGUUUCAAUUGUAGUAAGCAAAGGGAAAAGGCACUAGCAAUGCAAAGGCAAUGAUAAUUUUUCAACUCAGGAGGCCACCUAAUAAAAUGCAUCAUUUAGUGUUACAAAACGCGUCAAAAAUGCCUACAAAAAACUACUGUUUUCGUUAGCAACAGCUCCACAAUCCAACUAACCUCUGAUAUCAUAUUUCGCAAAUCUAUGUCAGCAAUAUCUGCCAGUUCAAUGGGUGGUGGCAGUUGAUCAUCAAACCCCCCUCUUCCUGUUGAAAGGUAAUGUUUUGCUGCUGGUGAUAGACCAUGCAGUCCUGGGCCACCAUGCAAAAUGGAAUGGCCAAUCAUCUUCCCCAGUGCCUUAAAUGCUCCCGUAAGACGAAGAGCUUGGUCAUGAAUCGGAAGACGAUGGUCCGCCUCACCUUCCAAGAAGACAACUGGCUUGCCGCAUGAAGAAUGGAUUCCUUCAUCUAUGAUCUUAAUUGCAUUCACAAAAAACUCUCGAACUGGCCCACACCCCACACCAUCUUCACCCUCAAAGCGCACCCUUGGGUUUACAUUUAGCUUUGUUUUGGGAUUCUUGUAAAUCCCCAUGAUGUCUCCCCGCAGCUCAUUGAUACCAUCCAUUCGACUGACAGUAAUACGUUGAGCUGGCUGAUCGUGUUCUAUAAUUUCUUCUUGAAACCGUUGUAGGGCAACAGCUGCUGACAAGUUUUCACAGUCAUCUGAUCCUUUGGGACCAAGAUCAUCGCUGUCCAAGGAACACAGACCAGUAAGACUCGUGGCUCCUGUUGGUUAAAGAGAGUUUGAAAGAGAAAUGAUAAGAAAAUGUUGAUAACUGAAGUGUAAUUAACAUACUUUUGCUGGGAACCAAUGGACUCCGGAAAGUAUAUAAUAUGCAGUAAAAACAUUACCUAGAAGCUGCUGUGCAGCCUCAUCAGCAUUACCAUUGGAUACAGCUAGGGCACUCUGUAUUUCAGACAAACUUGCACUUGGGCAUAUUUCUUGCAGCGCGUGCACACUUAAACUAUUAACUGCACCAGGCAAUUCAGAGGGCUGUGCUGUUCCGCUCGUACUAGGCAAACUUAAAAAGAAUAUUCAAAAUUGAUCAAUACCACUUUGAACAGCAAGGUCAUACAUCUGGGAAAUUGAUAUAUUACGUUUGCUCUCGAAAACUUUAUAAGUGUAACGCAUAUAUGAAGAUAUGAUUGAUCAUCUCAGUUAUGCACACAACUUAAGCAGUUGUGAAAUUAAAGCCCUAGAAACAUCCAGGCCUGAACGGGAUUUGAACCCAUGACCUCUGCCAUACCCGUGCAGUGCUCUACCAACUGAGCUAUCAAGUCAACUGGGAGCUGGCCUCGUUGUGAGUUUGUAAUAUACCCAUAGAAGGUGACGAAUACAAGUGAAUAUAUGAAAGCUCAUAUAUUUGAACUGCGGGGCAUAAUAUGCAGAUAUGAUUGAUCAUCGCAGUGAUGCACACAACUUAAGCAGUUGUGAAAUUACAGCCUGAAAAAAAAAAUACAGGCCUGAACAGGAUUUGAACCCAUGACCUCUGCGAUACCAGUGCAAUGCUCUACCGACUGAGCCAUCAAGCUAACUGGGAGCUGGCCACUUUGAGAGUUCGUAAUAUACCCGUAGAAGGUAUAUCAUUCUCCGCAGUUCAAAUAUAUGAGCUUUCAUAUAUUCACAUCUCAAGUAGUUUAAAGCCUGGGUCAAAGGCUUUUACUGGUGACAAUAAUUUAUUAGUUAUAUUUCUAAAGGUAUAAAUGGAAAUGGAACCAGACUUAGCACACAGUUUGUUUUUAACGUCCUGAACAUUUUAGAGUAGAAUUGGUACUUCUGCCAAGUCAAGGGGCAUGUCACGUUAUUUAUUUGAGGAAUUGGUGGCGGUUUUCAGUAAUAUCAUCCAGCAAAAACGUGUUUUAGAUGCAGGUCAAUUAUUUACAUCCUCUCACGAUUGGAAUGACCGUCCCUCUUUUCACAGAAAAAUGUUAUAGGGUGAAAGGUCGUUUUUUUCAACAAAAUUCAACUUUUGAUAAUUUAAAUCUUCAAAAACGAAAUCAAGGAAGAUCAUUCCAAACGUAGCAACGUAGAUAAUUUAAAUUUGCAUCGAAAACACUCAUUUAUUGUUCAAUAGGAUGGAAAUUCUCCACCAAUUCGCCGAUUUACCAAAUUUUAACAAAAUGAUCACGUGACAUGUCACAUGGUCAAAUAAUAUGUUAAGGCAAGGCAGGACGUCGAAUGUUAUAAUCAAAGAAAAGUUCAGCCUGGUAAAACAAAUAUAACAAGACAUAUAGCUGCCCAACCAUAACUCUACUUUACAUUCCUGACCCAGGCUUUAAACAGCUUGAGAUCGAAAUCGCAAAACCACUUCUAAAAUUAAAACAUCUGCAUGCAGAUUUGCAAACGGCACUGUACUUGAAUCGUCAGUACUGUCCAUAUAAAAUAAUAUAACUACCAAUAGUUUUCAGUCGACAAUGAAGGCCGGUUUAAUUGGUUGGAUUCCUGAGUUAUCGGUGGAGCUGGGGAAUCUCCGUGACUGACAGUCUCAUUCUCCACAUACUGUAUAUUCUCCUUUGUGUCAGGCAUCAUGUCGAAUAGUGUCAGUUGGUCUGAGCCGUCCUAAGGAAAGGAAUGGUAAUGGAUAACAUAUACAGUAAACACCGGCGGAUAAACCGCACUCGCAGAUACGUCGCACUUCGAAGCUUAAAAAGUAGCAAGUUCAAGGCAAUUCUUAUCCACGUGAAAAGAAAGCCAUAUUAAUAGACGUAUGGGAUCAGUACUAUAAGGCCAGUUCUUUUAAUUCAAUUUAUGAACAAUCGUAGCUAUGCUAUAAGGUUGUUGUAGCUCAUUCGUAUCAAAAAGGUGUAUACUUACGGGCCAUUUCAGUGGCAGCCUGUUUGCCAUGAUAUACAACGAACCUUGACUGCACAAGGACACGACUUCUGGGGCAUUCCAUUGGAAUGAGCUAGAGGUCUUUGGAAUGCUUAGCUUUUUUGUCCCCGGCAUGGUCCUAUUGGACCAAAAAUGAGAAACUAAUAAGUAAUUAAGAUAUGAGCAUCAAUAAAAAAAAAAAAGAAGUUUUACAGCGGCCAAAUUAAGAUGAAAAUAUAACCUUAAUCAAAUGAGUUCAUGUACCUCAAGUACUCAUAUGACAGAAUGUCUCCCUGAGAUAAGCCAAAUGCAGACGAGAAGACACUGCUGACUUCGGCCUGUACUUGGAAGGACUGCCACACCGAGGGAAUGGCUAUCUUCCCAAUGAGGCCCAUUGCAGCAAGCUUUGAACGUUUCUCUCCUCGAGGAAUGGGGAUGACGACAUCAUCACCUGGUACAUGUGGGAGGCAAAUAAUGUCCUUAUUGUAAAUUUUAGUUUGUUUAUGGCUUGUCCGCCUCUUUUUUGCCGCUGGUGGUACACCAGAUGAACCACGUAACAUGGUGGGAAGGGGAGGUCUUCCUGUUGGCCUUGUCUGCAACAUGAUAUGGUAAACAAAUCAAUAUGUGAAGAGGUACGUAAAUAUGUUUCUCGUGGACGGGUUUGUUUAGUAAGCGUUAACAAAGUCUAACCUGUUCACAAUUCGCUUGGACUAACAAAUAGACAUGAUGGGUUUUUAAGAACCAGAUGUCCACAUGAUAAAUACAAUUCACACAAGCAGUGCACAGUAGCGUUACCGGAAAUAGUUACUGUAGCGCGGAGACUUUUAUUCUUAUUAUUAUUUACGGCCAGGCAAAUGAAAAGAUGAUGGUGAUGAAACAUAUAUAUGCUACUGCGAUUUGUCGCCAAACCAGAGUCUCACUGUUACGCCUGUACAAUGAUUUUUGUUCGCCAAGGACGCUUGGACCGAUGUCACUAACUAAUAAUUUCUCCUCCCGGUGUUGAGGUGUAAAUAGCCCUUUGUUUGUCUCGAUCUCUUGUUCUCUGACGAAAUGUCUUGUCGCCUCACUUUGUGAAAUAGAAACAAUCAUUAGCUGUAUGUUAUUUUAGUAUGGCUACUAAAAGGACAUAACAAAGGAAGCAAACACAUCUAAAACUAAGCCGCGCGUGUCACGCAAUGCGCCAGACAAGCGAAAGGUCCAAAAGUCCUCUUUCCCUCGUAAAUAUAGUCAUAGCUUUCCGCUUAACAUGCAAUCCCCUUAACUAAUGAUGCAGUGCAACAUGUAAGAAAUAGAUGAGGCGCUUGGAAGACAUCAAUAAUGAUGUUUUUGUUAAUCACAUCGACACACAGGUCAUCACCCCGGCAGCGACUGGGAUGCUUUAGCAGUGAUACAUCAAUGUUACAUACCUCUUGUGUCGCAGGAGCAAAACCUGAAUUGCCAGGAAGGCUCGGAAGAGAUGCCAAAGCUUCGUCAACCGCCCUUUCUACGGCUCUAGAGACCGCAGAAGCGAUUGACCUCGAUAGCUCAUCCGGUUGUGUAGCCAUCUUUGCGAUUAUUCCCGCGCUAAUAACCCACGUGCCAAGUCACGCGGUUACUUAUUACUUAUUAAGUUAAAUCAUGGUUUUACUGAUAUCAAAUAAUGAUUUUCAUUAUAUGAAAUCAUAUACUUAUGAUUUGAAAUCAGGAUUUAUUAUAUCAAAUCAUAAACUUAUGAUUUAAAAUCAGAACUUAUUGUAUGAAAUCAUAAACUUAUGAUUUGAAAUCAGGAUUUACUAUAUCAAAUCAUAAACGAAUGAUUUGAAAUCAGGAUUUAUUAUAUCAAAUCAUAAACUUAUGAUUUGAAAUCAGGAUUUAUUAUAUCAAAUCAUAAACUUAUGAUUUGAAAUCAAUAUUUAUUAUAUCAAAUCAUAAAGGUAUGAUUUGAAAAAAUAAUUUAUUAUAUCAAAUCAUAAAGGUAUGAUUUGAAAUCAGAAUUUAUUAUAUCAAAUCAUAAACGCAUGAUUUUAAAUAAUAAUUUAUUAUAUCAAAUCAUAAACGCAUGAUUUGAAAUCAACAUUUAUUAUAUCAAAUCAUUGACGUAUGAUAUCAUAUCAGAAAACUUUAUUUAAUAAAUAACGAAAAAAAUGACAAAAUUAAGCUAAAUCAUUUUUUUUACAAACGGCGCCCCAUACUUGUCAUUAGUAGUUUCAUGCGACUUUUUAUCCUUAAGAAUUGUUUUGAACUGGGUUUAACUGCUCAUUUUCUAUUUUGAGAAAUUCUCAACUUGAAUCUGUUGUUUGCCAUUUGUGGUAUUCUUGAAGCUUAGACUCUAUUUUAUUAUUAUUUUUUGUAGCAGGGUUCUCAUUAAGUUUUAAAGUACGUGUACAUGUAGACAGCUACGUUGUAGGAUGUAAAAUUAGGCAGUUUGGUGACUGAGUGCUGUGGGCAAUUUCAGGCUUCACUCUUUCUCUUUACCCAUUUCUCCAAAAAGUAGACAGCUCAAACCUCCAAGUAGCCAGUGUUUUAGCCUGCUGCAGGCACUUUAUGAGAACCUUGUGUAGUGUUUGAAUUUUAAUGAAUAUUGUAUCACAAUUGAAUUUAUUAUCGUGACGCUUUAUGCUUACUGCACUUUUCAAAAACAGGUGAAUUCUGAAGUUUAAAAGCGAACUGACAUUUGCAUUUUUCCCUGUUGUCAAUGAUCUUAGUGGACCUCUUAGGAAACAGAACUUUACUUUAACAGGUUCAAAAGGUCAUGGGUUUGUGAUUUUCGAUCGGUGGCUUUCAAUCCGUUUUGUGUGUUUCUGUGUUUCGUGGUUCGUUUCUCAUGAUUGUAAUUGUGAUUGACAGCAGUGAAAAAUGCGAUUGUGAAGACAGCUUUGAACUUAAGAGUGUUUGAUCGGCAUGAUUAACCCUACAAUACAAAAUCCAUCCUUAUACAAGUUUCUUUUACAAUGUACAGUAUGUGCUAAAUGUAAUUGAAUGUUCUGCCUCACUCUAGUGAUAUCAGGAGCUGUAGAACAUGGAAAUCAUUACACUCUUAACCUGGUUUAUGAACAUAUCUUGGAGAGAACAGCUUGUAACAUGACAUAUGGUCCUUUUGGUGGAGUCAAAAGUGAGUUCUCUUGUUAUGUACAUUCGUACAUGUCUAUUUGUAGUGUGUGAAUUAUACUGCAGAUAGAACACCUGUAGCAGCAGGGCUGUCAUUAAGGGACCAGGGCCGGGGAUUUUCCACCGCUGUUAUGUGACCCCUGCCUACUUUUGUAGGAAAAUAGAAGAAAAACAGAACCAAGCAAAUUCCCUAGCUGUUGGAUGCCCUGCCUACUUAUAUCAUCAACCUGCAAACUUGAAAUUUUAAUGACAGCCCUGAGCAGCAAAAAUAGAGGAUAAUAAUUUUAUUACAAAUCCUUGCAGAGAUACGAAAUUCGCUCUUUCUGUUGAUGUUGAAAAAUAUUUUAGAAUGAGCACAGUUAAUGAGUGAAAUAUUAAAUUCAAUGCAAUACAAGGAGAGAGAUUUCAUACUAUGUACCUCAUCUCCAAGCAGCCACGCAAUGUUUUAUUAUUUUAUGAUAUAAACACCAAUGAAACCCCAAACAAUUUCACUUACAGAUAGUUGUUGUAACAUGUACAACCUCUAUGUACAGUUCAAGGUAGAAGGUCUAUAUUGUAUUUAAAACAUUUACGUUUUUCUAACAAUAACACCAUAGGGAAAUGUACAGAAUACAUUUUUUCCAUUAAUUUCAGGCAUUUUGUUACCUCUACAUCCUGCGUCCCUGAUGCAUAAAAAUUCUCGAGGUCGCAAAAUAAUAUCAUUGAUGGCUUGCAUCCUUUGGAACGCAACGAUCGAUCGCGAUCAAUUGAUCUAUCUAAAGAUGUGUUUUGAAGAAUGCCGUGUUUCCACGAUUUAAAAUAUGAAUUGAAGAGUAAAUUUAUAUCGUCCACUCGUUAACUAGGUUAAGAACAAGUUCUGUUGGUAACAAAUAGAUAGAGAAAUUUCCAUGGGGAUGCAAUGCACUGAUAAGAUUUUUCUUAAAUAGACUUAAUGGACUUGAUCCCUCGGCAUUUUUUACAUUUGCACAUGAUUUUCGGCCCUUAAGAGCCAACCAUCGUUUUAAACUUAAGCUUACAUCAGCAACUUUAAAUAGUUUUAAACAUUCUUUUUUUAUACGCAUAAUAGAUAAGUGGAACAAUCUCCCAAAGGAAGUUGCUGAGGCGCAGAAUUUGAAUAUUUUCAAGAACAGACUGAGACUUUAUCUUAUAGAUUUUUCUAGUGAACACUAAGUUCUUUUACUGUGUGAUGUUUUAUAUACAUAUAUAGUUACUAUUUUAAACAGUUGUAAAUAAUUUAUUUCUUAAUGUAUUUUAUUAUCAGGAGAUAAACUAGAAAGGGAUAACCUCUUUUAUCUCCUUUUCACUUUCCGAUUUGGAUUUGUGAAUAAACAGUUAUUAUUAUUAUUAUUAUUAUUAUUAUUAUUAUUAUUAUUAUUAUUAUUAUUAUUAUUAUUAUUAAAGCAGCCACGUUUAUUUACCUGAUACAUGUAGAUGUCUGUUUGCCAUAUAUGGAAAGCAUGUGGCUGAACCAAGAUGGCUGACAGUGGUUCGAAGUACGGCGAAGCUUUCGUCUAACUGAUUCUAAGCUUCAAGGGCUUGUUAAAAUAUGAAAAUUAGAAAAUCUUACUCAAAAAUGUUUUGCACUCAUGGGGAAUAUGCUGUGACAAAAAAGAUAAGUUUCUGAUGAGAGUGACAGCAUUUCUGUUUUUGAUUUUUUGCUAGAAAGACUGUAAUUUGAUUUCAGUACACUGACUAUAAUGUAUUACCAAGAUAAGUGCUUUCUAUUGAUAAUGUCGUACAGAUUAAAUGUGAUAGUCUGGUUUCAUGAGGGUUGUGUCAUCUUUUAAUAUAGGAGUAAGGACUCAUUAUUUUUUGAAGUGGGAUGUCUGGACUGGGACUCAUAAUUUUUCAUAAGAUGUGUCCCAGGACUCACUAUUAGCAAAUUGUAAAAGAAUCGCUGCUCAGGGCUUAGUAAAAGAGAGUUACAAAGUGGCCAUCAAGUCCAAUCUGCCUUUCUUUUUGUUUUAGACAAAGAUUUUAUGUGUGUGCAAUCCAUGGAUGGUAUGCUGUCAUUUUUCGAACAAGAGAGCUUUGCAUUUGGAAGAUUUCUUCCCGGAUUUCUUCUCCCUGGGCCAUUGAGAUACAUCACCAAGACUGAUUCAUUCAUAACUGUCAGUUCUUCUAGACUGGUGGAAUCUUACAAGUAUGUGGCCUUGUCUCGAAACUUUUAUUCUCCCGCGUGUAAUAGUGCAGUUUUGAGUUAAAAAUACCGCUGAAUAGAAACAUUAACAACACAUUCAUACAGGGUUAGCCUCGAUGUAAGGUAAAAUAUUCAGAAAUUCUGGCAAGUAAGUGUUGGAAAUUUGAAUAUAGUUACACAAUAGACAGAGUAAUAAAGAGGUCUUUUUCUCGUUGGAAUUUGUGAAUAUAUUACUCAGAAGGAGACUAAGCCUGUAAAAAAAGGGGACUUCACUUCUUUAGUUCAGUGGUCAUAGUGAACUGAAAACUGGACUAUUUAAGUCUAUUUGUACAGGACUGUGCUUGUGUUGACUUAAUUACAGCUGUACUUGUGCUUUUUGACAACAAGAUGUACAUGUACACUGCAAAUAUACAUGCAGCUAAGAGGUACCCGCCAGCAACUGGUUUUACUUGAUGGUAAUGGUACGGUGAUGGUUAUGAUGAUGAUGAUGAUGAUGAUGACAGUAGGGAGCUUUAGCAUUGGCGACAGCGACGGCAGCAAAAACGUCACUUUGAAAAGGCAUUCACGAUGUUUCAAACAUUGUUGCGUAUAGUCCAAUCCGCUGAAAAUGUCAACUGUAAUGGAAUUUCACUACAGUUAAUUCUUAGGGACCGCACUUACGUUGAGAAAGAGAAAGAAAAAAUCAUCGUCGCUUGUUUACGUCCUCCACAAAGCGUGAAAUUAGGCAGUUUCACGUGGUAGUUGUGCAGUGACGGCAAAGAAAUGUACAAAAAAGCGUGAUGCAUGUGCAAAGUUGGUGUUUUGCUUAACAAACCUAUUGCUCUUUUCUCGUUCUCGUUGCCGUCGCCGUUGUCAUUGAUAAAGCUCCCUAGUAAUGAUGGUGACGAUAAUGAUGAUGAUGAGGAGGAGGAGGAGGAGGAGGAGGAUUUGGCAAUACUAACAGUUUUGGUCUGAACAUUACUCUAUUUGAUGUGCAAAAUUUUUAAGUCUCACUGGUCAAACAGGUACACUUUAUCACUAAGUUGCUGAUUGAUCGAGUACUGCUGUACAUGUAUAAAAUGUACAAUAUACCUGUGUUACAUUUAAACUGAAAGGAUUGUAACCACUCUAAGUCAUAGUGUCAUGUUCUAAUCAACUCAAUGCACCUAUGUUCGCAGAUAUCAGACUUUGGCUGUUGCCACUGAUGCUAAUACAAAAGAGGACAUUGGAAACAAAAAAGUAUCUGGAAAGAAGUUAACGGUACUUAUUCAUGACAUGUACAUUGUUUGGUCUUGUAGAUUGUUGUUACAAACCCCAAAUUUUCUUCUCUCAAUCCCUAGAAACCUGUCAAAAAUGAUUUCAAUUUUAACUUUUGUUUUUAAUGAAAAGUGUGGGUUUUUUAUUACAUGUACGACUGUGCAUCUUCUGAAUACAGUAACUUUGUCUUAAAUUCAUCACACAAGCAUCAUACAUGCUGUAUGUACUUUCGGUACAUGCACAAGGGCUGCAGCAAAACACAGACACAUUGAUGAACUGUGAUACAUUGUUUUUCUUCCUAAAAUAUGAAUAAGCAUAUUUGAGGGAGAUCUAUAUCAUUUUAAUUGUUACAUUUUGUAGAUUUACAAAACAAUUAUGGCAUAAAUUAUGCUAGCCUACAUUGGAAAUUAAAUUUUUGUGAAAUUGCUGUCUUUGACAUUCCUUACCCAGCAUCCACAUUUUUGUAAGGCAAUUUAUGAUGGAGACACACAAAAAAAAAACAAAAAAGCAAACCAUCCCUACUUUGCAUACAUGUACUUUUUGUUUCAUUCAAGGUGGGGGACAAGAUGGUGAAACAAACACUCCACUUAUGUAUAGUAUUUUGGAGUAAUGAUCUACUGUACAUCUGGUUGAAAUUCGUGCACCUUUUUGUCAUAGUGUCUAAAAAUGUUUUGGUGAUGGAAUAAAGAGCUAUUUUCUUUGGUAUUUUUGUCAAAAGUGCAAUGUAAUGCUAGUAGUUUGGCAGUGGUUUCUCUGAUGGCUACCAACUGCCGAUAAUCAGGCCCCAUUUGUUCAUAUGUCGGAUAGCGCUAUCCACCUGAUAAAUCAUCUUUUUCACUUUGCGUGCCCAAGCAAAACCGCCAUGCUACCCAGGCUAGAUACAUGUAAAUCACUAUACAGUGUAUAAGUAUUGUGGAAACCAAUUAAUUGCUCUAUCCACUGGAUAGAGAUCUAUUCACUGGAUAGCGCUAUCCACCUAUUGAACAACGAGGACCAGAAAAUUAUGCCCCAGAUGAGUUGGUAAUUCCUUUUUUUCUUUCAGAUGGACUGGACUUGCAAUAUUGGAGAAAGUGCUAUUGACAUUGUGAUUUUCAGCAGCUCAAAUGCACCUCUUUCAAUAUUUGUUUUAGGUGAAGUAUAUGAAGUGUGCAUUUCUAUCAGUUCCAAAGGCAUAGGCAGGGUUCACACAGUCUUAAAAAGUCCUUGAAUAAUUGUAGGGGAAGGCCUUAAAAAGUCCUUGAAUUCCAUUUUUCCUUCAAAAUCCUUAAAUUUCUGUGUAAGUCCUUGAAAAGUCCUUGAAUUUUCUUCAGCUUUGAAUGUAGUGGCCUGGAAAGAAUUUUUUGAUGCUUUUUGGUUGUCCAAGGCAGAAUAUUAAUUAUAGCUCAGAGAAUUUAAACUUUUUUUACAUAAAGUACUCUAUGUUUUAUGCAAUAUUUAACUAUCAGUUGAAGACAAGGGAACUGAAAAAUGUAGAGACGUUGGUGAAGCAAACAGUUUAAGCCUUAGUCUUAUUAGAAUAGACUGGGAAUGUGCAAUUUUGUACAAUCUGUGAAGUUAAAGUCCUAGCAAGUGGUCCUUGAAAAUCUAAUUUGGUCCUUGAAAAGUCCUUAAAAAGUCCUUGAAAAAUGGUUGCGUUUUUUUGUAUGAGCCCUGAUAGGUAGUAGGCAUCCUGCUGAUGAACAGUUAUGACUUAAAGAUGUUUCAAGCAACCAUAAUUUGCCGUCUGUCCUCUUUGAUUUGCUAUUUUAAUGCUACUCAACUUUGAUGGUACAAUUUUUUUUCUUUGCAGGGGAACGUUCACUGUUUUGUUUAAAUGACAACGGCUCAGUGAGAUUCAUGAAAAAAUUCGAAUACAAUCCUAGUUGUUUUAUUCCUUACAAUUCAGGUAUGAAUUCAGAAUAAAAUAAAAAAUAAUUAAUUAUUUAAAAUUGAAUUAAUAGCUCAUACAUGAGACCUUUUUCAAUUCAAAGUUAAUAACGAAACAACCGUUUUGUGUUUUUAGACAACUGUACUUGUUGCGGCAAUGCUUCGGCAUGAUCUUGGCUUACAGAUUUCCCACAUUACAAUAAACCUUGCAUACGUGUGCAAGGCUACUCAGUUACCAAAGUUCAUUUUUUUCCCCUGGGCAAGACUCUGUAGUUAUCUCUGACAUUGCUCGCAAUUCUACUUUUACUGAAAGUUUGAAAAAUCGGGAUUGCAUUUAAAAAAAUUCAGUUUUGUAACGCAGAAUCUUUAUUAAGCAACUACCAGAUUUCGUCACAUGAUAGUGGAGACUCAAAAACAGACAUACAUGUACAGUUAAGCCAAAUACCGUGCAAUGUGCUUAAAAUAAGAAUUCAGAUCCUAUGCUAUUUCCUUGCAAAGAAGGUAUACCAGUUUUGUUCCACUGUUCUUGCAGCUUGCAGAAUAGGAGAUUUUCUUUUUCGCGUUUUUGAGGCGAGCGAAGGCAAGCGCGAAGCGGGCGUAGAGCACGAGACUCGCCCGACGGGUGAUAAUUUUUUGCGUGCCUUUCCCCGUCGCGUGUCUCGCGCUCCCCUCCCGCUUCACGCUAGCCUCCCUUUGCCUGAAAACGCGAAACGUAUCGCCUGUUUCUUGUACCACAAACAUGGAGGCCGACCUCAACAGGCACUUUGACUACUGUAGGGUGGAUUUCCACUGUCGCGUAAUUUUUACGUGUGAUCGCGUGUAUAACUUACGUGCAAAUAAAAUAGAAGCAAUGUUUGAAAGGCUACGCGUUAACGUAAACGUUGAUCCUCACAUAACUUUUACGUUUACGCGCGACCUUUUAUAUAAAGCCUCGUUUUUAUUUACGCAAGUAACAUCGCCACGCGCAAGCACGUAAAAAUUACACGAUAGUGGAAAUCCACCCUAAUCGAUGUAGCUAUUAGUUUUGAUUGGUCCCAUAACUUUUCGUAACUUUGCUUUCAGUGGUGGAAGGUACAGUGAAUACUCUUAUAGCAACCUUCAAUAAAACACUUAUGGUAUAUCAAGAUGUAGCGCUAACCUGGGCCGCGCAGCUUCCUCAUAUUCCUGUUGCUGUCAAAGUAGCGUCAUUUCAGUAAGUCGAACACUAAGAGUGGGUUUCCACUGUCGCGUAAUUUUUACAGGCAUAAGUAUAAUAGAGACAAUGUUUGAAAGGUCUCGAGUGAACGUAAAGUUCUGAGAGGUGCUACUUUAACGUUUACGCGCGACCUCUCAUACAUUCCCUCUAUUUUAUUUAUGAGUGUAAAAAAUACCAACCUCGUCCCCAGGGCACUUUUCCCUGGCAAAAGCGACCAGGGGACGAGGUUGAAAAAAUACGCAAAAGAGGAAACCCACCUUAACUGAUAAAACUAAUGUUUAUAGUUGCAAUCAACCAGCCCAGUAUUAAAAACGCACAUCGUCUUGACAGUGGUUACGAAAGCAGUAUAGAGAAGCCUAUUUUAUCAAUUUACGUUAAUUCAAUUUAUUAUUACUGCAUAAUGUACAAAGUGGAUGUAGAAGGAAGCAGUGGAGAAAAGACUAGUAGGGAACUUUUGAGCCAUUUUAGCUAGUCCACCAGCAAUUUUUCUUGGAAAUUGUCUCGCACUUUGCGCCGUUGUGAAGCACCUUGCACAAGAUUGCUGUCACGAUUUUUCCUGGAACUUGCAACAAUACAACCAAAAAUGUUGCAAUCCUGGGUUCAAAGAGAUUGCAUUGCGUAACAGAGAAGAUGCUGGGCAACCUGGAUUUCACAGGCUCAGAGGACUGGCUCCCCUUAAUUUUUCUUAGAGCACCGCUUUGCAGUUAAUUUUAAUUGCUGUUAAUCCUAUAUAAAGCUCCACUCUCAUAAGCCCCAUAAUGCAAUUUGACACGUGCAAACCUCAAAAUAACCACUAGGGCAGUUGCCUUGAAGUAACUGUCAUUUUUCUUGUUGUUGUUUUGUAAUUUAGAGAAUUACAAGGUGUGAUAGUAACAUUAGAUGACACUGGUUAUCUUCACUGUGCUUAUCUGGGAACGGAUCCAUCAAUGAUGGUGACUCCUGCCCCUGAAGCCAGAGACAUUAAUUAUGAGGUGAGCACAACUGAAGGUGAAUAAGGCUAUGUUAACCGUUAAAUGUUCACCGGCACUUUACCGGAGAGCUCUUGCGCGUCACAAAAGCCAUUCCGGAGAGACGGCUUCUGUUCACACACAAGAAGCUAAACCCGCGACGAUCUCGAAAAUAGAGCGUCACAUAUCGGAAUGUCCGAAUAAGUCCUGUGCCGCACUUUGACGCAAUGGGAACACCUUCAGCUAUUCGGACCGUAGUGGAAGUGAAUAAUUAGGAGCGAGGACCAGAACCAACUGAGACCGAACUGCGAAGUAAAUAUUCAGGAGAGAGUACUGGGAUUAUAUGCACCAGAUACUCUAGGCCGACUGCUCUGGUACGAUAUUCAAUGUGUGCGAACGACUUGUUCGUGCUUUUCGUGUCAACACAAAAGUUUAUCUUUAGUCAAAGACACCUUGAAACGGUUUUGACGCCCUAUUAUUAUAUGACUGAAUCCGUGAGCGGGCAAGAUGAAGCGAAUCCAGCACUCUGAUUGGCUACGGUAAGAUAGGCUCAUCAUGCCGCCUCGAGAUUUCCCGCGUUGUUCCCCGCAAGAAAGAGUUCUGUUUUUUGGCCAUAUGAUAAAUUCUUUAUUGACCAAGCUUGUUGGAUGAAGAUGCUUUUACAUGUAUAUUGGCCCGUUCUUUUUUGCGUUUUUAUUGACCUCGACGAAAAAAAUCGUAUAAAAGAACUUGGCCAAUAUUUAGCCGUCUUGACCCCACGCUUAACCAAUAACACAUGUGUAUAUAAACUACAUUUAGUAUAAUAUAAACUCUUAAGUAGUCCAAUGAUGCAGACCCUUCUUUUCUUGGAUAUUCAAGUUGUGCAAAAUAUUUGUGACACUGCUCAUUGAACUGUGUUGUUUUAGGUAAGUGGUACGAUGGGACUGCACUUAGCGUUAAAAUGAAUAACAUUUAGCUUUCACCAAAUGCCACGCUUAAAUAUACCUUCAGGUCUGACCAGGGUGCAAAGAAAAUCAUUUUUACAGCUUGCCAUUCGGGCAAGCUGAAGCUAGCAUUUACUAGCCCAGACGUCAUUUCAACUAGCCCCAAAAACGUUUUGUUCUUCUGUUAUUCAAACUCCUCAUAAAACAUCACUUGCCCGUCGGGCAAGUUAAAAACAGAAUUCACUAGCCUGAUAGCAAAAUCCACUAGCCCCGGGCUAUCGGACACUACUUUCUUUGCACGCUGGGUCUCCUAGUGUGGUAGUCUGUUUUCUCAAACAUCCUAUGAAGUUUCCAACCAGAAAGUAACGUGAAGCAUUGUAAAAUGGAUACUAAUUCCCUUUAUUUAACUUUGUUUUUUAGGAAGCAGAUGAUGAAAUGAAAGAACUUCAAAAAGAAAUCAAGGAAUCCACCAUUAGUUCAGGUUAAAUCAUCAUUGGCAUUUUAACUAUAUACUAUGCAGCUCAGCUUCUACUCGCUGGCACGACGGCUUGGGUGAAAAAUCAGAAAUUGUGGUUGAAAACUGAAACGGAAAAAAUUCAUGAAAAAAAAAUUAAAAUCGUUAGGCGCUUUCCUGAGGGGGAAGGUGCAUAAAAUAGGGAGAAGGGAGAAAUUGGCUGAAAAAGUAGGGAGGAAGGAGAAAUUGGCUGAAAAAGUGGGGAGGAGGGAGAUUUACCCUCCUGUACCUCCCCCUUUUUCCUCUACUUGCAUUCUCACUGAAAAUUAAAUGAUUGGAAAACUCCUGUUUCCUUCAUCAAACUCUCUUUACAAUAUUUUGCUUUCAAACACGCAGCUGAAGGACAAUAUGAACAGAUUAUCUCUUUCGAGGCUUUUUACAGUCGCAGUGUUUCAGACCGGAACCCGAUAUGUUUAGGCUGCGACAGAUGGCGCGCGAGAAAAGAGGGGGAGUUUCUUCCCCCUAAGCGUGCGCCUUUCAUGUUCUCCGCGCUUUCUGUGUAUUAUUUGAUGAAAAUUUGAUAAGUUGCAUUCAGGCUUCAGUCAAGUAGUAAACCGACAAUACAUGUGUAGAUCUGACUCUGACAGUGAAAUAUUGUCAAAAUUGAGAUCUUGUGAGAUGAAUGAUUAGAAAACCUUUGUUUCGUUCAUCAAACCGUCCCUUGACACUUCUUAAAGUCGGAGUUUUUGAGACCGGAAACCCUGCUAUUUUUGGCCUUCAUGGCAGGGGUUUGAAGGGGAGAAUUAGGGCGCGCGAGAACGCGAUGUGCGCGCGAGGAAGGAGGAGAGUUUUCAUCCUUCUCCUUCUCGCGCGCUUUUUUGCCCAGAUUGCGAGCAGUCGUCUUUCUUUUCUUAGAGCCAAGCGCAGUGAGUGGAAAAGUAAAAUUAUGCAAAUUAAUGGUAAAAAGGAGGGGAGAUUGGGGCUUCCGUCCUCAUUCCUCACGGCUUCGCAGUCUAUCUUCUCACGCUCUUCUCUCGAUCUAUUGUGACGCAAAAGCAAAAUAAGAGACUGCUCGCAGUCUACUUUCAGUACCACGAGCCUUUCCUUGCAAGUAGCUAGUAAACCUACACUACUUGCAAGUAGUAUUCUGAAUGUAUACAUUUCUUGUAGAAAUUUUGCCACGUGCGCAACAAAAAGAAGACAUUCUCCUUUCUGUCCAUGUACCAACGAGUCUAGAUGCUGUAUCGGUAAGUCAGUUAUAUUCCUGGCAUUUCUUAAGACUAUCAUUUACAGUGCUGUCAUGAAAUAAUGUUGUAUGUGAGCAAUUUGUUUGUUGAGUCUUUUAAGGGUUACACCAUUGACUCUGUAUAAUAUAAUGUAAGGAAGAUUAAACAAAACAAAUGUUUGAUGUGGCACAGUUUUCAAACGUGAUGGUAUUUUCUAUUGGUAGCUUUAAAUUACGUAUACCAAUUUCGAAAUAUCACUCGUGGUAUUUAUGCCAAAUAUCACCACAAAUCAUGCUAUUACCUAUACUAAAACAUCCAUUUGUACUAAAUAAUUUGUUCUUAAUAACAGAUUUGAAUUUAGAAUUAGAACACUUUGAAUACUUUGACAUGGUAAGGCCAACACACUGUAGAACUGGACUCCAUUCAGCGUCUGUUUACUCGAGGGUGGAUAGCUCCAAGUAGGUUAGGUAACCCGGUUAGGUGGGGUAAAAAAUAACCCGCGUUUUCUCGCAACCUUAUAACCCUACCAUCACGGGGUACACAUUCUCAACAUUAUUGAACGGUCGCUAAGAACGUACACAAAAAUGAUCGUGGGCAAACGACGUGUCAGUUUGGCGGUUAAUGCUAUUCUACUCUCACUUGCUGCUCUUACUGCUACCUUUAGUGCUCUGGGUUUCUGUUGUCACUUUUAAUGAUGCAAAGCAACCGCCAAAAGCGAAGUUUGGGCGAAUUUAAUUUUACAUGAACCCAACCCCGGCUAGGUGGGUUACCCCACCUUGAAACGUUUAUAUGGCAAAUUUUAACCCCGGCAGAAGAGGGGUUAUCCGUUCUGGCAGGCCGGGCAACCCGCCUCGCUGGGUCGCCUUACUUAUCGUGUAAACGUAAUCAAAAUAAAAUGAAAGAUUAUAUGGACAGGCAGGUUACUCCACCUGAGCGGGUUGCCUCACCUACCUGGGGUUCACCACCUGCAUAUUAUAAACAGGUCCUUAGAUUUUGCUUGAGGAAGUCACUCGGGGUGCUCACUGCCAGAGUUAACGGUAAAAUGGGCCACACAAACGUACAACUUGUUUAGCAACAUUGCUGCAAAACUGGUUGAAAAGAUGUUACAAACCUGUCUUGCAACAGGUCGUACAGGCUGCGAAAAGUUGUUGCAGAAAGUGGAGAGUAGUUCUACUUUUUGCAGCGAAAUCUGUACAUGUUGCACGUUUCACUGGCCCAAGGCCAGCAAACGUGACAUAACCUAACCCCUUGUAUGGCGUGAAUCCCACGUAAUUUUAUCCAAUCAGGAGUCAGUGUUCACGCAACAUGCGACAAACUGAUUUGACAGGUUUGAACGUCAGUGGUAAAACGCGCAACAUCGCUAUUCAACUCGUUUUGCAGCAAUGUUUCCAAACAAGUUGCACGUUUUUGUUUCCCGUUUUGCCGUAGCUUUAGGUUUCGUUACGUCAUGUUACGUUAAUACGUGUUAUGUGAUUUUGUGUUGUUUCCAAAUUGAUGUUUUAUUUUCUUGUGUGCAGCAAAGUAUGAUGGAUGACGGUGAUGAUGAAACGUUCCCAUCAAUCACAGUUACGGUAAGGAAGCCCCUAGGUUACCAGAUAACUUUCGUACAGUUUCGAAAACCCCUCCGGAUAGGUCUUUUGGUCACAAAUGAAACGCCAGCUUAGUCACAGUUUUUAUAGUUUUUUGGGGGGCCAGUGACGCUUUGCAACAAGACGUAGCUGAAAGCUAACUACUUUUUACUGGAUCUUUACACGACCGUUGCCUGGGUCAGUCAGCACCCUCUUGCUGAUGGAGGAAUUAUUUCCUCGCCGUCAAUUACCGUAUUUAUUCGAUUAAACGCCACCCUCGAAUAAACGCCGCACCUAAUCAGAAGAAUGGGGCGUUUACUCGAGGAUAAUGAAAAAAACCUCGUUCAACUCGGUAAUUUACACCAUUCAGACACUUGCGAUUGUAUUUCUGCAAAAUAAGAGAGACAUUGGAAUCUUUAAAUUACAUAAUAUUUACAAACGAUUUACAAUAACUGUUGUCAGUUAUUGUAAAAAAAGUGAUUUCGUAAGAAACGCCGCCCUCGAAUAAACACCGCCCUUGAAUAAACGCCGCCCUUGAAUAAACGCCGCAUUGGAAACGCUAAAAAUUUAAUAAACGCCGCGGCGUUUAAUCGAAUAAAUACGGUAAGUGUAAAGUUAAAUUUCGCGACUUUGAUUUUCAUUAUUUUGGAUACACUUCGGACAUUUUUGAUAUCUAAGAAAGAGGAGUAUUUUAUCAGGGUGGAGACCCGUCAGUGGCAGUAAAACUAUCAGGAACCCUCGAAGUGGCCAGAUUUCUUCGCUUGAUCCCCCUUCUUACGUUUGGUGACAGUACCUCGAAAAAGUUUCCAUUUAACUUUGUUUCUGUGGGCUCAAAAAUUUAUUACUUUUGUGAGCGUCUCGUUAUAUAAUUUCCUGCAUUUUGAUUUGUUACUCCCUCUUUCGCGUUGAUUUCCUUUAUUUGAAAGUCGUUUUCCUCUAAAUUCGCGUUAAUUUCCAAUACCUUAAUUUCAUGAAGCGUUAAUUUCCUAUAAUAAGGUAGUUAUUUCUUUCUCUGCAGGUAACCCUUAAAUCACAAGCUCCCAGUCCAAUAGAAAAUGUGGUUCUCAGCGUCAUCUCCUCUCCUCCUAUCAUGUGCAAUAGAUCUUCUAUAGUGUUCCCAAUAAUUGGUAAGCAAUGCACGGUUAAUCCCUUUCUUCUUUUGUUUCCCUCCUCUCCCUCCAUCCGUUUCAUCCUUCCUUUCUACCUCGUCCCUCUGUUUAUUUCUUUUUCUUUUAUCCCUCUUUUCCUUUUUCUUUCCAUUUUCCUCCUUCCUCCCCUCCCUCUUCCCUACCUCUCUCUUAAUUUCUUUCUUCCUUCGUGACGUCCUUUCUUCCUCCCCUUCCAUCCAUUUUUUUCUCCCCCUCUUUCCCUUUCUCGCCAGUGGUGGAUCCAGACCUCAGAUAUGGGUGUGGGGGUGGGGGUCAUCCACACCCUGCGAUAAGGGGGGCGCCCGGUCUCAAAAAAUUUUUUUUUCGGCCCUUCGGGCCUCAGUUUGGUCUAAAGUUUAGGGGGGAGGCCCGGGCCUCCCGGGCCCCUUCCCUGAAUCCGCCACUGCUCCUGGUACCUCCCUCCAUUUCUUCAUUUCAGUCUUCCUCCCUUCCUCCCUCUUUCCUUUUCCCUCCAUGUCUUCCUUCCGUCGUGCCGCCGUUUUUCCCCGAUCCGUCUACCCUUAGCAUUCUUUUAUCCCUCCUUCCUCCCGCCAUUUCUGUCUUUACUCCUCCUUUCCUCGCCAUUCCUCUUCCCCCCCUUUCUUUCCCUCCUCAUUUUGUUUUUUUUUUUAUCAUUUCUUUACUUUCAUUCUACCUUCCUCUCUCCAUUCAUUUCUCUUCCGUAACUUUCUCCCUCUCAACCUUGCCUCCGCCCUUUCCUUCUCAUUAUUAGUUUGUUUAUCCAUAGAAUCGUUUUUGUUUUUUACAGGUGACAGAAGUGAACCCGUAUCUGCAGAAGUGUCAUUUUAUUCUCGUGGGGGAUCAAUCCCAAGUUCUUUAAAAGCGCACAUCACAGCCACAUAUCUUACAAACACUGGUGAGUUAUCCUGCUGAACCUGCCGUUACGUUUGUCUUCUGGACGUCAGAUACAAUGAACCCAGUAAUAUAUAACAAUUAUUCACCGAAGUGGAGGUGGCUAGUAUUGAUUAUUUACCGAGGCCGCGAAGCGGCGAGGUAAAUAUCCAAUACUAGCCACCGACACUGAGGUGAAUAAUUGUUUUAGUAUAUACUAAAACAGUGAGAUAAUUGAGCACAAAAAUGAUGAUUUUUAACUCAUUUACUGUUGCCAACGAUUACAAUUUUGGCGCGCCAUUACCGAACGGCCGCGCUCGUCGCUUUUUCUUAGCGACAAAUAAGACUUUUGAAGGCGUUUGUUUAACCCUUGCGGGGAAGUUUCUUCAAAAGGAGUUGUGAAUUCUUUUUGUAUUUAAAAUAAUUCUGUAAAAAAGAUUGUUAAAUUUAGUUUUAAGUUUAUUUAUGAACAAGUCAACUAAAUAAAGUAACGCAAGACUUAAGCUUAAUUUGCAUUUGUAAACAAAUAACUUUUCACCGGUUUUAUCGAUAAAUUCAAGUAAAAAAGACAAAGCUUUACCUGUUAAAACUUCCAAGCCGAACUUCGUCACCUUCUUCAUGUACUUCGGAAAAAGCUUGCUUGAUUAGUUGUGAAAUUUCUUAGUUUAUAACGGCAGCAAGCCGGGAAGGCAUUUUGCUCGCAACCUACGUGAGUUUGGCGUCGCUCGCUUGGAGGAACUGGAGGUGAAUCAGUGAAUAGUGCAGCAUAUUCACUGAUUGAGUAGCCAAUCAGAGCGCGCGAAAAACACUAUCCACUGUUUUAGUAUAUACUAAAAAUGCUUAUUAAAUGAGAGUACUAAGGCAAAGCUCUGCCAAAGAACUGUCAUUUGAAUAGAAACACCAUUCUCCACUUUAGAAACGAGAAAGGGACUGGAGCCGAAAUGCUUCCCGCAAUUGAUUUUGGGAUUGUUACUUGGGACGCCCCGGUCAGCUAUUGGCAAUUUAUUCCAUCCCUAGUAUCAGUCCCAGAAGUCUUUGCAAAAGUUAGCUCGGCUCAGUUUCCUUGUUUCUUUAGUACCGAAAAGGGUUUCGUCAACAGAUUUAGAAGUACUCAGAGUAACAAAAAUUCUACUUAUAUCUUGGUGUAAGGGGGUGUUUACAUGAGAAAACUCGCACCGGCUCGAGUUUCAUAUCGGCAUGACUUUUUGAUUUCGUAUCGCGUUUACAUGAUCAUGGGUCAUUUCAUAUCUGGGUUAUUUGAAGGUACACUUCAUGUUGAUUAAAUACACGUGCGAUUCAAAAUCGCAAACAUUACGCAUGCGCUACCCGUUCCAGGGUACCGGCAGACCGAAUUCACACCGAAGCGGGUGGUCGUUUCGCGUUUACAUGAUACCGUGGCGAGAUUUCGUACCGGAGUGAAAUUCUCGCCCCGGUACAACAACCGGGGUGACUCGCGCCAGCAUGAGGUUUUGUGGUGGUAUCAUGUAAACAAAUGUAGAGCCAUGAGAGGGAACAGGAGUGAACUCGCGCCGGCGCGAAAGUCGCCCCGGUGUCAUGUAAACACUCCCUAAGAAUGGCAAGAUUUAGACAAUAACUGCAGAUGAAAUCCACUGUGCUAUUUGUCCAUGACACAGAAUCCACCUUUCGAACUAAAAUCUAUACAAAUUUAUUGUACACUUUCUCAACAUAUCAUAGAUGAAACACAUCUUUAACAUAGUAGAAUAAAUGUGUAGUCAAAAAAGCUUAUUUUACUAACAUGUAAAGUUGUGAUGGCUUUUUUUAGAGGCUCCUCGAGUCGUUCAAACAGAUAUCCACUUCCCACUAAGCGUUGUUUGCAAAGCCUGUCCACCUACGAAGAAUGCUAACCAUAAGGUGAAGAUUCAUUUCUUUCAUUUUAUCCAUGUUUUACCAGUUAGGCAGGUCUGUCACAGGAAUUAACUCUUUCACUGCCUAAAGUCAACAAAGUCAACAGUUGGCAAAAUUUCCAAAUUUUAUUUUGUGAAAUGUUGAAGAACAAAUAGUACCAUGUGAAAGUACUAGCAAAGAGGUGUCAUUUGAAUGGUUACACAUUAGCAUUUCGUCCACAGACUCAAAAGUUAGAGCCACCUUACCAGACGCCAUCUUGUACUCUGUACUGAAAGGGUCAACAGCAUACGUGUGUGGAGUUGAUCUAGCCAUUACAGGGCUCAAAAUAAUGUUCGGCCAGAAUGGCGACUUGACCGGCCAGAAACUUCACUCGCCUGUCAUGUUGACCGGUCACGCGACAUUUCGAGAUACCACCAUUAGUUGCCAUGCGAAAUGACGUCAGAGGAACAUUCCAUAGAGGGUCCCCAACAGAGUUCUUCGAUCCCGUAAUCCUGACCCAAAAUUGCGUGCAAUCCCGUAAUCCCGAGGGUUAUUUUUGGCAUCCCGCUUACCGUGCAUACUUUCAAUCCUGAUUCUGGCCCCGAUUUUGCUUUAAAAUUCCGAAUCUGGAGCUUCAAACAAGGGAAAUUUCGGAUCCUGAAAACCUAUUGAGGACCCUCUCCAUUCUGAUGACUCUUCGCUACCCAGAUCUGGGUAGUUUUUCUGAUAAGUUGACAGUUUGCUUCAUCGUUAUCACUUUGUUUUCUCGCAGCUUACGAUAGAUACAAACAAAUCACCAGCAAAUCUUGCAGAGAUAUUUUCUGGUAAGCUAUUGUGAAAAAUCUUUCUGUUCGCGUAUUUCGCUGUACGUUUAGCGCUACUUUCUUUGAGAGAAAGCAACGGUUUUCGCGCAGUUUUCUAAUUUUUUCACGAUUGUCUUUUCCAGAUAUGGUUAAUGACGCAGUAAUUCCCAUGGCUGCAGUUGGUAUACAGUAUUACGGCGGUCCCGUCGUCACCAUCCUGGCGUCUAAAACUUCACGUAGGUGUUACGGACGUGUCCUAUUGUUUCCCCUUGAAACGAUUAACCGCCCCCGCCCCACCCCCUUCACCCUAGCCGCAAAUAGCAUUCAGUCAUUGAACAAUGUUCGUCCAAAAUUUGCACUUGCUAAUACAAUUACAAAAACUAAAAAUCAUUGAAAUAGAUGUCUGACAACAUUUCUAGUUUGCCUUACUGAAACUGUAACCUGGUCAAACAAAUGUCUUGCCCCCCCUCCCCUCCCCUCCCCCUCCUUCUCCUCAUGCAUUACGUUUGUGGUAGCUUCGUCAGUGGAAUAUAAAACCAAAUUCUUUUGUUAUAGAGCGGUUUUGCGAUGGACGCGAUCGCGAAUGGUUUCGUUUUACAAUGUUAUGCCUCGCGAUUGGCUAAAAAAUUUCUGCUCCUUUUUCUCAACCAAUCAGAAGUAAAACAGCGAUUGUCCUCCCGCACUAUAAGCUCCCGCUGUUUCUCGUGGUUGGCGCCAGUUGCGUGAAUUGGCUUCCAGUUCCCGCCGUUUGUUAUGUCCCUGGGUGUAGUGAUAUUGGUUUUACGACGCACACUUUUGCCAUAUUUUUGAUUACUCGGAGGCGGUGUAAAUAGAUUGGCUGAUGAUCGUAUAGCAGAAAAGGGAGCUUGGAAGAAAUGUUUGUAUGUAGUAAAUUUUAAUUUUACUGGUAAACGUCGAUUUUGAUUUACAGCAUUGCAAGAUAUACGUAGUAGAUCUUAGUACUGUGACACUCUGAGUAAACUGUUAGCAUCACAAGUGUUUAGGUCUUAAGGUAAAUUGCGUUGACUUAUCCCCAUAGAGAGAUACAGAAUUCAGUGUGAUGUGUUUCAAGGAAUGUGGCUUAUUCUGUGCGAGUUGUGCAAGCGGUUAGAAGCAUUUUACAAGAAGAGCAAGGUAAAGCGAGUGGUUUUUAGGGCUAGUCUUUGUACAUACACAAUCGAAGCACAAGUUUAAGUCCUUCUCGCGUUCGAUAUUUCACUGCUCGAUAUUUGGAUAUCGGACGAAACAUUACCUCCUCUUUAAUAAUUAUAUUAGGUCUAGUUGUUUGGAUACCAGUUGAAGCACUGCGUUAGGUGUUUGAUAUGUUACAUCUCAGUGUUGGCUGACAUAUAUACCACUUCUGGGGUUCUGAUUAUCAGAUAAAACAUUCGUCCUGUUUGAUUUAUUAGUUCUCAGUGUUUGGAGAUCAGAUGAAACACUCCGUCUCGUGUUUGAUAAUUCUCGGUGUUUGGAUAUCAGAUGAAACACUCCUUCUCGUGUUUGAUAUAUUAGUUAUCGGUGUUUGGACACCAGAUGAAACACUCCUCCUUGUGUUUGAUAUAUUUGUUAUCGGUGUUUGGAUAUCAGAUGACAUGCUCCUUUUUCGUGUUUGAUAUAUAAUACUUAUCGGUGUUUAGGUAUCAGAUGAAGCAGUGCGUCUCGUGUUUGAUAUAAUAUUACAUCUCGGUGUUUUUAAACAUCGAAUGAAGCACUGUAUCUCGUGUUUGGCAUGCUACUUCUCGAUGUUUGGACAUCAGAUGAAAUGCUCCCUCUCGCGUUGAUAUAUUACCAGUCGAUGUUCCGACAUCGGACGAAACACAGUGUCUCCUGUCUAAUCUAUCACGUGACCCUUUGCAGGACUCCGUACAGUUCCGAGCGUCGUUCAUGGGACCUUUACCUCUUCAGGAGUAUUACGAACUUAUAGAUGCACACUUCGAGGUACGACUUCAUCUUCUUGUUUUUUUCGAGUGAAGGUUGUCAUUGUUCUGGCCCCUGUAACUUUCUUUGUAUAAGAUGACUUGAGCUUAUUUUGUAAAAGGCCAUAUUCGUAUUUUUGGAAACUUCACGUGCAAUCCUUUGACUUUCCUUAAAGGGCUCCUUUGCGAAGGCACGAGGAGAUUUAAGGAGAGGUUAUAUUGAUUUUGUACAGUACUUUAUUUGCAGCAACGUCGUAAUCAGACAAAAUACCGCGAGCUGUUAGCACAGCGGGCUCAACAGUUCCGAACUAUUCAAAGAAGGCUAUUAACGCGGUUCAAAGACAAGACUCCGGCACCCCUUGCAAACCUCGAUACUCUGUUGGAUGGGACUUACAGACAGGUAACCAAAUUGAAAAAAAAAAUACUGGAGAAAGAUGUUUUGUCCUUCAGUGACACAGGCGGCUCGGAAGAAAAAGUACGAUUACUCCUUGUAUGAUUCGAAUCUGUGGCCUUCUGGGUACUAAUAUAAUCCAGAUGUUUUACCACAGAAGACUCGUUUGAGCUUAGUCCACUGAAGUAAAUACAAAAAAUACUUACUUCGUCGGCGAAAUAUUUUGAAGGGAUGACAAUUAAAUUUAUCCUGUGAAAAGCGUUGUCCACCCUUUUAACAAGUGAGGCCUGGUAACACCUUUGUUUUAGAGCUGUUCAGCUAUUGCGCGUGUUUGUCAAAAUAAGCUAAGUUAAAGGGCCUUUGCCACGCUAUUUGUUAUCUUUUCAAAAAGCUAAAACUUGUAUUGACAUCAAAUACAUUCAAAAGCUAAUGGUCCAAGUAUACGUUUCUGGGAAACUGCCUACGUACCCCUCCCCUAAACCAACAUUAACACUCACGUCUCACUUAGGGCAAAAUGUUGGCUUAGGGGAGGAGGUGGGCAGUUUCCCAGAAACCUACCCCUCCACUAAGCCAACAUGGAUCAUUAUACGUUUCUGGGAAACUGCCCACCUACCCCUUCCCCAAACCAACAUUAACACUCACGUCUUAGGGGAGGGGUAGGUUUCUGGGAAACUGCCCACCUACCCCUUCCCCAAACCAACAUUAACACUCACGUCUCACUUAGGGCAAAAUGUUGGCUUAGGGGAGGAGGUGGGCAGUUUCCCCGAAACCUACCCCUCCCCUAAACCAACAGGGAUCAUUAUACGUUUCUGGGAAACUGCCCACCUACCCCUCCACUAAGCCAACAUUUUGGCAGGGAUGGACAUUGAUAGGCUCGAUUUCCGCCGUCUCCCAGGUCCGGUUUUUGAUUCUCUCUGAAGAGAGACUCUCUCUCUCUCUUUCGGAGGGAUGAGUGCAGGCAGGAGCCGAUUACGGCGGCUGGUAAUCAAGCCUAGGACAUGGAUUGAAAUUUGAAAAAUUUGGCUUAAAUGCUAUGCCUGCAGAAAUUGCCAACUUUCUUUGAUACCUUUUUCAUAACUCUACAAUAGCAUUUUGUGUAUGGGUAAAGGGACUUGGUAAUAACCUCAGCACGGAAUUGACCUAAAACAGCAAUAUCCUCGUGGACAUACUGCGUUUAACUUAGAGCGUUAUUUGCCAGGAGACUGAGUAUAAAGUGCCUGUACUUAAUUCCCUCCCCAGCUUUUAGCGUUAGGAGAGGCUGAGGAGGACUGUGAACGAGCUAUUGAGGCGGCAGCUGCUAAUUUAUCUUGUGGGACACGACUUAUAAAUUUUCUGAUCAAGUAAGUUCUAUUUUGUCAGUAGUUUUCGACAUCUGGGGCUAACUGCAUGUCCUAAUCCAGAUUUUAUGGAACCUACCCUAAAACUACGAAAUCCAAAAUCAGAUUGCGCGUUUUGUUCAUUCUGCGCCUGGGCUUCAAUUCGUCUACUGUUUCUGUUCGGUGCGCGCACUAGCAAAGCGAGCUCUCGAGAACGACUUCCUUCCUUAUCCCCACUCCCAAAGGCUUGCGGUCAAUAAAUCCCCCCGGUUCAUAUUUUCAUACGUGCUCUCGAAGAUCUCUAAAGAGAAAAUAGAGGGUCUGUGAACAGGCUAAUUGUUACUACAGUAUUCUAAGAUUUACAGUUUUAAAGAUUUAAAAGUCGUUGACAUAUUCACAGCUGAACUUUUACUUAUAACAACUAGCAUCACAUAUCUUCGAAACGCUUAUAUUAUAUUUUAUAUUGUAUUUUUUUCUUUGAACUUCAUUAUGAAGCGAGUUUUAGUAGUUAAAAGAAGUAAUUAUCGGAGCACGUAAGAUUGAGUUGGGGCCUCUUAAGAGUAUUUCUGUUGGGAAAUCAGAUUUUUGAUGAGGAAAAUCAAAAUCUGAGCUUCGCAAAACAGUAAGGGUAAUAUAGCUUGCGCCACCAACGGAACUAAACUUCUGGUUUAGUUGUUCAAAAGGUAUAUAACACUAUCCACUGGAGAAAUCUCUAUCCGGUGAAUAGCGCAAUUGGUUACCCUAAUACUUAUCCGUUGGAUAGUGCUAUCCAACGUUUGAACAACUGGGGCCUGGUUGAGUUCGUCUGUAAAACGGCGCCGAAAUCCUUGUUUUGGGUACCCACCUGUGUAUCAUGAUUUGAGUACGCGCCAUGAAUGGCGUGUUAAAAAUCCCAUUGUCGAUUUGCCAAUCAGAUUGAAGAGAUAUUCGAAACGCACUUCCGGUCAUUCGUUGAGUGCGUCGGUGGCCCACAACAAGGUUAUCGGCGCUGCUUCCCAGACGUUACUAACAGGGGCUGGAUUACCCCUGCGACGUAGGCUAAGCGUAAUGAAGUCAAAUUCACGCGUUACAUUCAUAUUUUGCAGAUUAUGGACCAACAUGUCAGAUAAAGACUUCGAGGUUCUCCAGACCGCCCUCUCACCGGAGGUGUCGGAAUCAGAGGAACAGGUAUGUCCUUAUUAUUACUGCAUACAUAAUUUAUAAGUUUUCAAGUUUAUUGAUAUUGCUGUAUGGCAGGGGUAACUUGUCAAAACGCCUGAAAGUCGUCUCGUCCAAAGUUUUGUCGCCCGUAAUUUUGUUAGGUGUAAACAGUCAACGAAAUGAAGCUAAGAUGAUGAGACGUAACAAGCGCGAUAAAUGUGCGAUAUAUCUCGUUCUUUAAAGCCUCGAUGAGACUAGUCGGACCAGGAUCCGUAGUGGGGGAAAAGGCAAAAAAUGGGUUGAAACAGCGAAAAAAAAAAUGAAGCGAUGGACUGGGGAGGGAAAAGGGCGGCUGAUUUAUGCCGUUGCCCUAUAAAAAAACUCCGAGUGAUCGAACAAAAGGUUAGCUUGAGAAUGCUCUGCUGUUAAUAUUUCUUUUUUCUUGAUAAACUUGAACCGUUUCUACGAGUUCAGCUUUAAGAAAAUCAAUCAAAUGAAGCAAAUUUUUAAUUCAGAGUUCUUUCCCUUUUCGCUUCCUUCGGGCCAAUAAACUCUUUGCUAUCUAUAUCCAAAGUAAUCACCGAGAAAACGAUUUUUUUCUAUUUUUUGUUUUGUUGAUAGUCAUUCGUUUAUAGUUAAACUUUGCAGCAGUGCAAAAUAAUGUGCAUUUUCUAGUUUGGGGUAAUGAAUGACUUUCUUGUGUUGUUGUUGUUGUUGUUUUUGUUGUAGGGCUGGGAAGAGAUCACAGAUGCGGCCAUUACGCACCUACUGCGGACUUGUUUAGCCAAAAGUGCAAAGGACCAGGCCGGUUUGUGUAUACUCUUUUUUUUUGCCUCAGUUCAUUUAGGUUGUGUCCAUUGCAAGGCAACUAUUAACUUAACAGGGUUCUCUGUUUUUCAUUGUAUUGGUUGAGGGGGCGGGGGGGGGACAACUUUAUUAGUGUUGUUUCUUUUAUGUGUUGAUUAAUUUAUUGAUUGAUUAAUUGAUUGACUUACAACAAAUGAAAUAACUGCCCAAAGGCAAAGGCAAACGUUUAACAGAGAUGAAGACAAUGAAAAUAACUCGAUGGGAUUUGUUAAAAGUUGACCGAAUACAGUCAACUCUCUCUUAACGGAGACCUCGCUGAAGUGGAAACCUACAGUUGGUCCCUGCCUUCCUUUAGUCAAUUCUCUCUUAACUGACACACCGCUAAAACGUACACCUAGAGUUGGUCCCUGCCUUUCUUUACUCCUUUUAGUCGACUAUCAAUAAGACAGACAUCUCUCUAAGACGGAAACUUAGUGCCAGUCCCGUCUUAUGGAGGUGUCUGUUAAGAGAGAGUUGACUGUACAGUCAACUCUCUCUUUACGGACACCUCUAUAAGAUGGACACCUCGCUGAAAUGGACACCUAAAGUUGGUCCCUGCCUUUGUUUACUCCCUUCAUUUGACUCUCAAUAAGACGGACACAUAUUGCCGGUCCCAACGGUGUCUGUCUUAGAGGGAGUUGACAUUAUAUGCAAGUGGGUCUGUUAGAACGUAAUGCAAAACAUGUAGUCGAAAUUCUGGUGAAAAAGUAUUUGAGGGGGAUAGUUAUUGUGGAUGAGGGCUGGUGGUGCAAGUUAUUACGGGGAAAACUAGCUAAAGCCUCACCGAAGGUUGGUUUUAUUUCUUUGUGCACAGUGGGCGUGUCAGCCAUGAAGAUCCCAAAAGACACAAGCAAACUAAAGAAACACAUAGCACUGAUGUGCGAUAGACUCAACAAGGGAGGAAAGCUGGAUCUGUCAUCACACACUGGUGAACCCCCUGUACAACAACAGCAACAAAAGGCAGUCGCCCCCCUGGAACCUCUCAGUGAGAUGCAGGAGGAAGAAGAUGAGACAGGUUAGUACAGGGGGACUGUAAUUUGUCUUUCCACAAAACAACUGCGAGCUCUUACGAUCUAGUUUACUAAGUGCUCGUUCGUUCAAGGGACCAGUUACAUAAAAUCUAACGUCAGACAUCAGCAAUUACGUCCAAUGUCAAGAACCAGAAAUGGAAUUGGAAUUUGGAAGUGUCAGUUUUUGGGAAGAGGGGAAAAUCCUCUAUCCUCCGCUGAGAUUCCCGAUGGGUAUCCCAAUAAGCAUUAGCAAUAAUGGAAAAACAGAAAGCGCCCAGGGGACUAUGGGAAGAGGGAAAAGGUGGGAAAAGGCCUCCCUUCUCUGUUUCCCCUUCCCAUCGUGCCUCGCGGGCUCCUUCUUUUUCUUUCCCCCCAGCCUCUCCUCUUCGACACAAAGAGGCUUCUUCGGAGGAGAGAGGGGAAAACCAGCAGAAAAACACAUCGUCUGAGCAGGAAUGAAAAGUCGUAAUGACAGAUGGCGUUUACAUUCGGGAUCAAAACCCGGAGUACUUCAUAAAGAAGUCACGAUCGGUUUCCUUUCAAUUGGGAUACAAUUUUGUUGUAGCCAGCUUCGUUUUUGAAGAUUUGCUAAACUGAAUCUCUUCAGCAACAGCGAGGGAACAUCAGUCUGUCCUGUUCACCUUGGCCUCUGGGCUUCGGGCUGAGAAGACAAAGUGCAAAGUGACCCGGACGUAGGGAAAUGGGACCAAGGUGAAAACGAGGCUGCGGAUUCGUAUGGGUGCUUCUUUCUUGCCUCCUGUCGGAGUAGGGGAAGGUACACUUCUAGAAUAUCCCAGCCAUCAUUACAAUUAUUUUAACGAAUAGAGCUUGUUCACGUUACGCGCCAUCUUUGCUCUUGCUCAGGGACUGGUGGGAUCAGGAGCCCAUAACCCGGAGCGUGCAAAUUUCUUACUAUGUCGCGGCGUUUUCUUGGACUGGUUUGAUGCAUUUUGAUGCAUCUAAUAGCACGUUUUACCGCGAAAAUGGAAGCUCCGCACCGUUCAUGAGCGCAUUAUAAAUAUAAGAAGUGACAAAGGAAAACGAAACUUCAUUAAAAAAGUCAAAAAUGCCAUUCUUAGGGGUUUUAGUUUUGAUGACUGGUUUGUGAGACCUGAAAAAUAUUCUUUAUUCGCCCCAAAAUCGUUCUAAAAAUAAACUGGUUAGUGAAAACGCCAUGACACGAGCCCAUGGGAAUUGCUCGCUCCGGGUUAUGGGGUCCCAUGGGGUGAAAAUACCACGUGACAUUGCUUUUAUCCGAUCAAUCCUAAAGCGCGUGCAAAGAUGGUGGGUAUCGUGAAUGAGGUCUAUUACUGAAGUUUGUGAUGUGUUUCGGUAAUUUCCAGAUGGCUCGUCCUCCACUACAGAAGAGAACCGCUUAUCAGAACUGUCCGACACGGAAUCUUUGUCAAGUAGCGGCGGGAAACCUCCUUCUCGCUUACCACAGCUCAAUCACUCAAAGAAACCUCUCCCAGACUUGAACAAGAGACUCUUAGUGACGCCCGGUUCUGAAGAGGAAAGCAUGGUUCUUAAGGGAGUGGGAGCGGCGGCUUCAAUAACAAACGGGCUGCCCGAAGAUCACGAAAGAGCAUUGUAACGAAAUGCAUCACGCAAAUUGUCACGUAAUCCAUCAAUAAUCCGACCUCGUACGUCACUGUUCCUUUUUUACCUUAAAAGGUAACGAAAUUACUGUGGAUUAUCACCGAACGUAACGCAAUCAGAAGAUGAUCGUCACACGAUUCAACGGUUUACUACAGAUUCAAUCUUUUAGCAUGCUCAAUACGGUUUUUAACCGUACUGAAGUGUUUUAGAAUGACAUCUACCCACAUGUCAUGGACCAGUGGAGGCCUAGGACCUCUUCAGGUCGAUUCCAGGAUAAAUUAUGUAUAAUAUGUACAAAGUAUUAGCCUGAAAUUUUCUUUGUCGUAGUUAUGAACGUUUUUCAUCGUUUCUUAUUCGAUAUCCAGAAAUCAUUUUUCAUUGUUAAGUUAAAAAGGUAACAAUUAUGCUGAAUUCACACUCUUCCAUAGGAAAACUGAGCCACACUUUUAAUAUAGAAAAAUUCCCAGCCCGGCUACCAAGAUCCCGGUUGCUGUGCUUAAGUCAAGGUGACUGCCUCCUCCCGUCGCCCCCUCCCCCAUCGUUUUCUUUGUCGUUCUCAGUUCAGCUUUCGCGCGGCUGUAACUCUUGCUUUGAGAAACACAACAAAAACUGCCAACUUGUUGCAAACGAGUGCUGCAUUAGGCGUGCUGUCUUAAGCAAGAAGUUUCUGUAAAAA